Theobroma cacao (cacao) is the source of this 2127-nucleotide messenger RNA. The record is from RefSeq and is a predicted model, not a curated record. Lineage: Eukaryota; Viridiplantae; Streptophyta; Magnoliopsida; Malvales; Malvaceae.
AUGCACGGUCGUUUUGAUUUACGGUUAACUAUAUCAACCCGACGGAAGGAGGAAAUUCAAGACUUUAAGUUUCGCGCGCUGUCUUUGCUUCUUUCUCCUUUCAAGAAUCAAAGAAAAUCCCAUUUCAUGGCUUCGACGAGAGGCGAUCUUCCGCACUCCGAAACUGAAGCCGAGCAGGAACCACCGGACAAGACGGCGAAAACUAAUGACAAAGAUGAUACGGAGAAGAAGAAGCAGCGCGUGGUUCUCAAUCCUGCUGACUCCGACUUAGAUUUUAUUAUUGAAGAUGAUCUUAUAGGGUCAGCACGCCAUGAUCAGGGGUUUGCCUAUUGCUGGUCUGGUGCUCGUGCCAAUGUUGGAAUAACUGUAGGGAAGUAUUGUUUUGGCUGCAAAAUUCUUUCUACUCAACCAGUUGAAAUGGAAGGUACUCCCCCUCACCAGCAGCAUGUUUGCCGUCUCGGCAUUUCGAGGGGGGGUGUUGAAGUGGGAAGACUUGGUGAAACUAGAAACAGCUUUGGGUUUGAGGGCACAGGGAAGUUUUCUAAUGCUGAAAAUUUCUCUGUUUAUGGCGAAAAGUUUGGGGUUGGAGAGACAAUUGUUUGUGCGGUGGAUCUUGCGAGUAAGCCACUGGCUUCCAUUGGGUUUGUCAAGAAUGGGAAAUGGUUGGGUACUGCAAAGCAAUUUAAUACUGAUCCAGAGGAUCUUGGAGUGGUGGACUCCCCUCUUAGGAAGCUUCCAUGGAAAUCGGCUGUCUUUCCACAUGUUUUGUUAAAAAAUGUUGUUGUUCAAUUGCAAUUCAGUUUUGAAGAUGGAUUGGUUCCUGAAAAUGGCUAUAAGCCUUGGGCUUCUGCUUUUGAAGAUGGAAAUGUGAUUAAGGGACCGGAUUUUCACAGUGAGACAGACUGUGAAGUGAUGAUGAUGGUGGGAUUACAUGCGGCAGGCAAGACCACUUGGGCAAAGAAAUGGGUUAGAGAACAUCCUGAGAAGCGUUAUAUCUUUUUGGGAACAAAUCAGGCUCUGAAAAAAAUGAAGGUAUCUGUUUUUCUUCUGAGAACCUACGGUGAAAUACCGGAUCCCUGGACAGGUCUAGUAAGUCAAAUAUCUGAUUUCCUCAUAUCAAGGGCUGCCAAGAUACGUCGCAAUUAUGUUUUUGAUCAACUAAAUAACUGCAAGAGUAGACGCAAUCGUAAACUGGGACUAUUUGAGAGGUUUCGCAAGAUUGCGGUUGUGGUAUUCCCAAAACCAGAGGAGCUAAACCUACGUAUCGCUAAAAAAUUGGAAGGGACGGGAACGGGGUUACCAGCAGAUGAAGUAAAUAAUAUGCUAGCCAAAUAUACUUUACCUCUAACCAAGAAUAUGCCCGGUUCAGAUGAGUUAUUUGACGAGGUGAAAUUUGUUGAACUUGACAGGGGAGAGACACAGCGAUAUCUGGAUGAGAUGAAGCGUUCUGUUGAAUCUGCAUCUGUGUACUUAACUUACCCAGGGGUUCAAGCUUUACCUGAAGGUUAUCAGUUAUAUCAAGUUUCACAGCAACCAGUUCCUUAUUGGCCAUAUCUAUAUAAUGGAAGUAGUAGCAUUCCAGGGGAAAAUGUGUACUCAACUUACCCAGGUGUUCAAGCUUAUUCUGAAUGGUAUCAGGUAUAUCAAGUUCAACAGCAACCAGCUCCUUAUGGGCCUUCUCUACAUAAUGGAAGUAGUAGCAUUCCAAGGGAAAAUGUGUACUCAACUGACCCAGGGGUUCAAGCUUAUUCUGAAGGGUAUCAGGUAUAUCAAGUUCCACAGCAACCAGCUCCUUAUUGGCCUUAUCUAGAUAAUGGAAGUAGUAGCAUUCCAAGGGAAAAUGCUGGUUCCUUUGGGAGUUUUCAUCCUAUACCCGGUGAUGGAAGUAACCAUUAUCAGAGCCCCUAUAAUGGCGUGGAUAACAUUCAUGGCCGUCCCGCUAGCUCCUGUAGUAGUAGCAUGGUUGAACCUUCUCCGGUUAGAAGUGACUAUCAUGUUGGGCAAUGCAGCAGUGGUGGUGGCCUAGAACAUGCUAGUUUUCAAGCUCCAAGACCACCCAUAUUUGAGCAGAGUCCUCCGCCUUCCACAGAUGGUAGUUAUUCUAAUUUCUUUUGCAGAGACUGUUAG